This is a messenger RNA of Cynara cardunculus var. scolymus (artichoke), 2431 nucleotides long. Its product is annotated as probable galacturonosyltransferase 14. Gene Ontology annotation, molecular function: polygalacturonate 4-alpha-galacturonosyltransferase activity. Lineage: Eukaryota; Viridiplantae; Streptophyta; Magnoliopsida; Asterales; Asteraceae. The transcript is spliced from 6 exons. The coding region runs from base 355 to 1956 and encodes 533 amino acids. The record is from RefSeq and is a predicted model, not a curated record.
AAGUCAAUCAUCAAUGAACAAAUCUAUACAAGGAUUCUGUUUUAAUUGCAGACAGAUGCAGGUUUAGAUUCCUAGAUUCCUAGAUUUAAGAUAUGUAUGUGGCGUUUAAACCCCUAAUUUUGGGCAUUUUUUGAAUGAAAUCAAUCCAAUGCAUUGGUGUUUGACAAAAAGAUUGAAUUAUUUGAUUAACAUUAGAAUCGAGUGUGAAUCUAGAUUGUGUCAUUUGUGUGGAUCUGAUUGUGAUGAGAACGCUUCCGGAAAGAUUAUUGUAUACGUUAGAGAGGAUCAAUUGGAGGGGGUUCGACGUCGGUGGCGCUAGGGUUUUUAUGUUUAAGAAGAAAUUAGGGGAUCAUUAUGCAGCUACACUUCUCACAUAGCAUGAGAAGUAUAACGAUAUCGAGCAACAAUGGGUUUACUGACUUGAUGAAGAUCAAAGUCGCAGCUCGCCAUAUUUCUUAUCGUACUAUAUUUCAUACCAUUCUCAUCCUCGCUUUCUUAUUGCCAUUUGUUUUCAUCCUCACUGCUCUUGUUACCUUGGAAGGUGUCAACAAGUGCUCAUCAAUUGAUUGUUUAGGCAGGCGUUUGGGACCAAAGCUUCUUGGGAGGGGUGAUGAUGCAGAUAGGUUUCUUAGAGACUUCCAUAAGAUCAUCAGUCAAGUGGAAUCUGAAGAAGUCCCAGAUGAUCUAAAGCUUCCUGAUAACUUUAAACAGCUUGUUUCAGAAAUGAAAAGCAACAAAUACAAAGCCAAGGAUUUUGCACUUAUAUUGAAAGGAAUGAUGGAAAGAUCUGAGAGGGAGAUCAGAGAAUCUAAAUUCCAAGAACUAAUGAACAAACACUUCGCAGCAACUUCUGUUCCCAAAGGCAUCCAUUGUCUCUCUUUGCGAUUGACCGAUGAGUACUCUUCUAAUGCUCAUGCACGAAAACAGUUGCCUUCACCAGAAUUACUCCCAGUUCUUUCUGAUAACUCCUACCACCACUUUAUUGUGUCUACUGACAAUAUCCUGGCAGCUUCCGUCGUGGUCAAUUCUGCCAUCCGAUCAUCUCUAAGGCCUGAGAAGAUUGUCUUCCAUGUAAUAACCGACAAGAAAACUUAUGCAGGCAUGCACUCAUGGUUUGCAUUAAAUCCCAUCUCCCCUAGCAUUGUCGAAGUGAAAGGAAUUCAUCAGUUUGACUGGUUGACAAGAGACAAUGUUCCUGUUCUUGAAGCCGUUGAAAAUCAUAAUGGAGUUCGAGAUUACUACCACGGGAAUCAUUUAGCCGGUGCCAAUCUCAGCGUUACCUCACCGAGAAUGUUUGCCUCCAAAUUGCAGGCUAGAAGCCCCAAGUACAUAUCACUGCUCAAUCAUCUUCGCAUAUACCUGCCUGAGCUCUUCCCGAACCUUGACAAGGUGGUUUUCUUGGAUGAUGAUAUUGUAAUUCAACGUGAUUUGUCUCCGCUUUGGGAUAUUGAUCUUGGUGGAAAGGUUAAUGGAGCAGUUGAAACCUGCAAAGGUGAAGACUCGUGGGUAAUGGGUAAGCGAUUCAAAAUCUACUUCAACUUUUCUCACCCACUUGUAGCGAAGAGUUUGGACCCUGAGGAAUGUGCUUGGGCUUUCGGGAUGAAUAUUUUCGACUUGCGGGAAUGGAGAAAGACUAAUAUAAGAGAAACAUAUCACGCAUGGUUGAAAGAGAAUCUAAAGUCAAACUUGACCUUAUGGAAGCUCGGAACACUACCCCCGGCCCUGAUUGCAUUUAGAGGUCAUGUUCAACCGAUUGACCCAUCAUGGCACAUGCUCGGGUUGGGCUACCAGCAAAACACAAGCAUCGAGAGCGUAAAGAAGGCUGCUGUCAUUCAUUACAACGGCCAAGCAAAACCAUGGCUAGAGAUCGGGUAUGAACAUCUUCGCCCUUUUUGGUCCAAAUACGUCAACUACUCCAAUGACUUUGUCAGUAGUUGUCACAUCUUGGAGCCGUAAAAUCACAUUGUGAACGGAAAAAAACCAGAAUUUUUUGUCAAACAUUCAUUUGACACGAUGGGGCUCGACACUGGACCUGCAUUACUAGCAGCAUUCUUUCGGUCUCCUUUCUUAUUUCGGACAAUAUUUUUGACCCUCCUGAAUGGGAGGGGCAAUUUGGGUAUACGUAAAAAUCGAUAGAAUGAAAUAAUAGGAAUUAAGUUUAAAAGAUGGGAUGAAGAAAUGCUGUGUGCCAAAUUAGCUUCAGAAGAUGCAUAUCCUUCUCAACUUUUAGCCCCCAACUAGAUGCAGAAAAUGAUAUGAUUCUUUAUUCCCAUAUAAAGUGUUUCUUUUAUAUGUUAUAUAUAAUUUGUGUCGAUUUCUAGGCCCCUAGACAGUUGAAAUUCGGAUCGGGGAACGUUAUUUUUAGGUUAUAUGUCAGUGUACGAUUAUUCAUGAGAAACAUUUCAAAUGUGCAGUAAAUUCUUUUUGAUCU